Messenger RNA from Choloepus didactylus (southern two-toed sloth), 3718 nucleotides. RefSeq names its product cationic amino acid transporter 3-like. Gene Ontology annotation, cellular component: plasma membrane. The transcript is spliced from 11 exons. Lineage: Eukaryota; Metazoa; Chordata; Mammalia; Pilosa; Megalonychidae. Bases 1 to 1884 code for a protein of 627 amino acids. The record is from RefSeq and is a predicted model, not a curated record. Gene Ontology annotation, molecular function: amino acid transmembrane transporter activity. Gene Ontology annotation, biological process: transmembrane transport; amino acid transport.
AUGCUGCGGCCGGAAGUGCGCCAUCUUGGCCGGAAGCUGCUCCGGCGGCGGCCCCUGGAGGCGGGCGCGGGCCCGGGCCGCCUGGCGCGCUGCCUGCGCACCUUCGACCUGGUGGCCCUGGGCGUGGGCAGCACCCUGGGCGCGGGCGUGUACGUCCUGGCCGGCGAGGUGGCCAACGGCAGAGCCGGGCCGGCCGCCGUCGUCUGCUUCCUCAUCGCCGGCCUGUGCGCCGUGCUGGCCGGGCUCUGCUUCGCCGAGUUCGGGGCGCGCGUGCCCUGCUCGCGCUCCGCCUACCUCUACAGCUACGUCACGGUGGGCGAGGUGUGGGCCUUCAUCACCGGCUGGACCCUCAUUCUCUCCUACAACAUAGGUUCUGCUGCUGUCGCCAGGGCCUGGAGCUCUGUCAUUGACAACCUGAUUGGAAACCACAUCUCUCGGGUGCUGGAGGGCAGUUUCCCAGUGUAUGUGCCCCACGUCUUGGCCAAGUACCCAGACUUCUUCGCUCUGGGCCUAAUUCUGCUGCUUACUGGACUGCUGGCGCUGGGAGCUAGAGAGUCAUCCCUUGUUACCAACAUGUUCACAAGUGUGAACAUUUUGGUUCUCAGCUUUGUCAUCCUCACCGGCUUCAUUAAGGGGGAUCUGCACAACUGGCAGCUCACAGAAUGGGACUACAACCUGGCCAUGAAUGGAUCCAAUGGCACCCAAAGCUUGGGCCCUCUGGGCUCUGGAGGGUUUAUGCCUUUUGGUCUGGAUGGGAUUCUCCGUGGAGCAGCUACAUGUUUCUUUGCAUUUGUUGGUUUUGAUACCAUUGCCACGACAGGGGAAGAAGCCAUCAAUCCUCAGAGGUCCAUCCCCUUGGGCAUCGUCAUCUCUCUCUUCAUCUGCUCUUUGGCAUAUUUUGGUGUCUCGGCAUCACUCACCCUCAUGAUGCCCUACUAUCGGAUUCAUCCCCAGAGCCCCUUGCCAGAGGCUUUUCUCCACAUUGGAUGGGCCCCUGCCAUUUACACAGUGGCUUCUGGCUCCCUCUGUGCCCUUACUUCCAGCCUCCUGGGCUGCAUGUUCUCCAUGCCUCGGGUGAUCUACGCAAUGGCAGAAGACGGGCUCCUUUUCCGCAGCCUUGCCCGGAUCCAUGCCCGCACACAGACCCCCGUCAUAGCCACUGUCAUCUCUGGAGUCCUUGCUGCGAUCAUGGCCUUCCUCUUUGAGCUUGCCGACCUUGUGGACCUCAUGUCGGUUGGGACCCUGCUUUCUUACUCGCUGGUCGCCUUCUCCGUUCUCGUCCUCAGGUACCGGCCAGACCAGGAUGUAAGCAAGAACGAGCAGACGGAGGCGGAAACACUUGAGAUGAAGUCUGCAUCGGAGGCCAACCUGUUGGAAUCCGUACCUGAAGCCCAAGCCUCUAAGAUUCUAAAAUGUCUGUUUAACCCCACCACCACCACCCCUACUCUGAAAUCUGGCAGAAUCGUCAAUGUUUGUGCCGUACUGCUUGCCGUGCUGCUGACUGUCCUAUGCCUGAUACUGGCCCAGUGGCCCGAGCGUCUGUUCUCUGGGGACCCAGUUUAUACGACAGUGACGGCUCUGCUGCUGGUGCUUAUUGCCCUGAUCACGUCCAUCAUCUGGAGGCAGCCCCAGAACCCCACCCCUCUUCACUUCAAGGUCCCUGCUGUGCCUGUCCUCCCAUUGGUGAGCAUCUUCAUAAAUGUUUACUUGACGAUGGAAAUGACCGUUAAGACCUGGAUCCAGUUUGGAGUCUGGAUGGUGAUAGGGUUUGCUAUCUAUUUUGGAUAUGGGAUCCGCCACAGCCUGGAGAAGAAGAGUGAUCAACAGCCACCAGCCUCAAGCUCCCAGACUCUUGAAAACGUCCAGAGUGCUCAAGUGUCCUAACCACAGAGCGGCUGCUGUGGGAAAUCCCUCCACCACACCGGAGGGUUUUUCUGGCGCAAGGGGAAGUUUGGUGGAAGGCAGAUGCAUAUGAGCCCUGUAUGGACUGCCAGUGAGCAAAAUGGAAUUGAAGUUGUGUAGUUGUUAACAUAAACUUUUAAAAGUAUAACAAACAUACAGAAAAGUGCGUUCUUUAUAAGUGUAUAUAGUAAGGUGGAUUUUCACAAGUAAAUACAGCAAUGUAACAGCACUUGGAGUAACUGCACACAAGAACCCCUCGGGGCUUGCUUCCAGUUACUGUCUUCGGAGGUAACUGUUACCCUGACUUCUGAACUGUUGAGAGUUGGAUGGUGUGUUUUGAAUUCCAUGUAAAUGGGAUUAUAACAUUGUAUACUCUUUUUCAGUGUAAUGGGAUUCAUCAGUGUUUCAAGUAAUUGAAGUUCUAGGUCUGUUUUUUGGCUGCUAAGAGUAAUGCUUCCCCUUAGUAUAGAACUGCCAUAUGAUCUGACAGUCCUGCUACUGUAUACCCAGAACUGAAAGCAGGGCCACGAACAGGCAUUUUCAUACUGAUGGUCAUUGUGGCAUUAUUCACAAUUGCCAAAAGAGAAGUAACCCAAGUAUCAAUCAGCCUAUGAAUGGAUAAACAAAAUGUGGUGUAUAUAUACGAUGGAAUAUUCAGCUGUAAGAAGGAAUGAAGUCUUGAUGCAUGUGACAACAGGGAUGAACCUGAAGGGCUUUAUGUUGAGUGGAGUAAGCAAGACACAAAAGGACAAAUAUGGACAAAUAUAAUAUGGACUAAAUAUAAUGAACAAACUCAUGGAGUUAAUAUCUAGAAUGUAGAAUAUCUGGUAUAGUCAAUACUAGAAUAUAGAAUGAGGAUAGAGAAUGGGGAACUGAUGCUUAAUUUGUGCAGCAGCUUUUUAAAAGUUUGAUUAUAAAUGUCUGGAAAUGGGCAGAGGUGAUGGUAGCACAUUAUCAUGUGUGUAAAUAGCAGCUCUGACUUGUGGUGACUGUGGUUGAAAAGGGAAGUUUAGGGUUGUGCUUGUCACCAGAAGGAAAGCCAGAGGAUGAAACGUGGGCUGUAUAACACAGUGAACUGUGUUAUGGAUGAUGAAGGUGGUAUAAUAGUACAAAUAUGAGAAUGUUCUUCCACAAAUCAGAGCAAAUCUAUGUCACAGCUACAAGGUGUUAAUAACAGGGUGAUAUAUGGGGGAAAAUGCACCUAAUGCAAACUAUGGACUAUAGUUAAAAGUAGUAUCUUAGUGUUUUUCCAUCAUUUGUAACAAAGGUACCGGCUGAAGCUAAGUGUCAAUAAUUGUGAGGUGUAAGGGGCACGGGUGUGUCAAUUACGUGGUGUAAGGGGCACGGGGUUUUCUUCUUGGAGCUAUGAAAAUGCUAAAAUUGAUUGUGGUGAUGAAAAAACAGCUCUGACUACUGAGAGCCAGUGUACACUUUUGACGGGUGAUACGGUGUGUGAAAAAAACUUAAAAUUGAAGAAAAAAAAUAGUGCUUCCAGCAAGGAAGUUGAGUAAGUGAACAGGUGAUGCUGAAGAACAGUAGGGGGAAAGCUGGAAAGGCAGCUGGGGCUGGAGGGUGGUUUACCAGCGAUACCAAUGUGACCGAGCAAAUGAGGAAACGUGAGGCUCAGGAAGUUUAAGUGAUUUGCCUCUUAAGUAACUCUGAAGUACAGAAAAUACUAAUUAUUCUACCUACACAUAUAACAGUUAUAAGGAGAUAAUAAAACCUGCAAAACCACUUCAUAUUGUACAAUGAUAACUGAAGGUAAGGUAUCGUUACUAGCAUUAGUUUGGCUUUCCCUGGCUGGUUUGAGGUUGGA